UACACAAUUAAUGAUGCCAGUGAAAUUUGUGCUUUUUAUUUAGGUGUAUGCGACAGUUGCAGAUUUAUAAAUGGUGUAGGAUACAACAAUCAUCCAUAUGACUGCAAUCAGUUUGUCCAAUGUUUUAAAGGAAAUAGAGGCUUGGAACCAGCCUAUCGGAAGUGUCCAUUUGGUUUGUUUUGGGAUCAGAACGCUCUAACAUGCAAACCAUCGCAUGAAGUGGACUGCCCAAAUGAUCAGUGCAAAAAUCCUUUAGUUCAGUCUUAUCAGCACAAAGAUCCAAACAAAUGCUGUGCCUACUGGAAAUGCAAGAAUGGGCGUGCAUAUGGAGAGUGUUGUAGUGAGGGCUCGUCAUUUAGCCGCCUUCAAAACCAAUGUGUUCCUGACACCGAAUGUUUAGAUACUUGUCCCUUCCAGGAUGAAAUACCAGUUUGUGAUAAGAGACCGACUGGGAAAGACACAAUGUUCGAGCAGCAUAUAGGCAACAAUCAUUGGGUCACUAUGCAUUGUGCUCCAGGUACAGCAUUUAAUCCUGUGGAUUGCAAAUGUUCACUUUUCAUCAUGAACGUACCCGGAAGAAAUAGACAACAACUGUGCAAACCUGAGAUAUUCCUCCCUUUUACAAAUAGCUUUCAAGAUCGGUCUGGAAAAAAUGUUUUCGUGAAACCAGAAAACGUGACAAUACAUAGAGGGGCAGCUCUUUUCAACGGGAAUUCCCGAAUCAUAAUAAAUCGCUUUGCUAACACGGAAUUUUACGGCGAUCUUGUGAUCAAGUUCCGUUAUAAUGAGUUUAAACGUGGUUCAUAUUUCAACAAGUUACAAGCUCUCGUUACCAAUGGUGAUUGUGGUUCAGAUCCUUCUAUUAUUAUAGCUAAGAUGCCCGGCUAUGUUUUACUUGGAGCAAAGACAGAUACAUCGAGGAGCUUUGCAUUGCCCACCCUGGAUAAAGAUUGGAAGGAGGUCAUUUACAUACAUAAUAUGAAAAAGUUAGAGGGUAGAGUUUGUGGUGCCUCGCGAGCGAGAUGGUCGUACGGACCUAUACAAGCAAAUCAUUGCGCCUUACAAGUUGGCUAUGGCAGUGGACUACAGUCAUAUGUUGGACUGAUAGAUGAUUUGUACGUGUACCAGUGCCGUCCACGAAACGGAGAACUGAACAUUGGCUACUAGAUACAGUCAUCAGUGCCGUCCACGAAACAGUAGCUACAUGUAACUGUAUUGCUGUGAUAUCUAAUCGAAACAUGUCAAUUUUACAUUAUGUAUUCAAACAAAAAGUGCAGUUUAUUUCGCAGGAAUUUAUUUUCGAAAUACAUAUUAAUUCCAUGUUUUGGUGAAUACUAUCAAGUGUCUACAUUAAAUGAGACGAUAAACCAGCAACAAGUCGGAUAUUUCAAUGUUACAUUCAUCAUCUACGGAAAGCCAAAACAAUAUUUAAUCUUUAUGUGACCAUUUAUCUACUUGCAUUUAUUUAUUUAUUUGUUUAUUUAUUUCAUAGAUAUUCAUUAUUUCAUUCAUGUCAUUUUGAGUCGAAAUGUAUUUCCAACUGGGAAGAACAUCUGCUCUUGUUUCCAUUGUAAAUUGGACAUAUGUUAGGUAUUUUUACACAAGUCAAAUGUAUAGAAAAUGUCCUAUUAAAACGCUGUUGUUAUUUUU
Molecule: messenger RNA, 1650 nt
Organism: Ruditapes philippinarum (Manila clam)
Lineage: Eukaryota; Metazoa; Mollusca; Bivalvia; Venerida; Veneridae
Product: protein PIF-like
Exons: 5
Cellular component (GO): extracellular region
Molecular function (GO): chitin binding
Source: RefSeq, a predicted model, not a curated record